Carlito syrichta (Philippine tarsier) is the source of this 4414-nucleotide messenger RNA. It is a transcript of the gene EPHA4, whose product is annotated as EPH receptor A4. NCBI's taxonomy places the organism in Eukaryota, Metazoa, Chordata, Mammalia, Primates, Tarsiidae. Gene Ontology annotation, biological process: axon guidance; cell surface receptor protein tyrosine kinase signaling pathway; protein phosphorylation. Gene Ontology annotation, molecular function: transmembrane-ephrin receptor activity; ATP binding; protein binding. The record is from RefSeq and is a predicted model, not a curated record. The coding region runs from base 80 to 2929 and encodes 949 amino acids. Gene Ontology annotation, cellular component: plasma membrane; neuron projection. The transcript is spliced from 18 exons.
UCAGCCGGCGGCACUGCUAACUUAAGCAUUGAUUCCACUGGGAUAGAAGCGGCGGGAGCGGCGUUGGCACCGGCGAACCAUGGCUGGGAUUUUCUAUUUCGUCCUCUUUUCGUUUCUCUUCGGGAUUUGCGGCGCUGUCACCGGUUCCAGGGUGUACCCCGCGAAUGAAGUUACUUUAUUGGAUUCCAGAUCUGUUCAGGGAGAACUUGGGUGGAUAGCAAGCCCUCUGGAAGGAGGGUGGGAGGAAGUGAGCAUUAUGGAUGAAAAAAAUACACCUAUCCGAACCUACCAAGUGUGCAACGUGAUGGAACCCAGCCAGAAUAACUGGCUACGAACUGAUUGGAUCACUCGAGAAGGGGCUCAGAGGGUGUAUAUUGAGAUUAAAUUCACCUUGAGGGACUGUAAUAGUCUUCCGGGAGUCAUGGGAACUUGUAAGGAGACGUUUAACCUAUACUACUAUGAAUCAGACAAUGACAAAGAGCGUUUCAUCAGAGAGAGCCAGUUUGCUAAAAUUGACACUAUCGCUGCUGAUGAGAGCUUCACCCAAGUGGACAUUGGUGACAGAAUCAUGAAGCUGAACACUGAGAUCCGGGAUGUAGGGCCCCUGAGCAAAAAAGGGUUUUACCUGGCAUUUCAGGAUGUGGGGGCCUGCAUUGCCCUGGUAUCGGUCCGCGUGUUCUAUAAAAAGUGUCCACUCACGGUUCGUAACCUGGCCCAGUUUCCAGACACCAUCACAGGGGCUGAUACAUCUUCCCUGGUGGAAGUUCGAGGCUCCUGUGUCAACAACUCAGAAGAGAAGGAUGUGCCAAAAAUGUACUGUGGGGCAGAUGGUGAAUGGCUGGUACCCAUUGGCAACUGCCUAUGCAAUGCUGGGCAUGAAGAGAGGAGUGGAGAAUGCCAAGCUUGCAAAAUUGGAUAUUACAAGGCUCUUUCCACGGAUGCCACCUGUGCCAAGUGCCCACCCCACAGCUACUCUGUCUGGGAAGGAGCCACCUCAUGCACCUGUGACCGAGGCUUUUUCAGAGCCGACAACGAUGCUGCCUCUAUGCCCUGCACCCGCCCGCCGUCUGCUCCCCUGAACUUGAUUUCAAAUGUCAACGAGACAUCGGUGAACUUGGAGUGGAGCAGCCCUCAGAACACAGGUGGUCGCCAGGACAUUUCCUAUAACGUGGUGUGCAAGAAAUGUGGAUCUGGGGACCCCAGCAAGUGCCGACCCUGUGGGAGUGGUGUCCAUUAUACACCACAGCAGAAUGGCCUGAAGACCACCAAAGUCUCCAUCACUGACCUCCUGGCUCAUACCAAUUACACGUUUGAAAUCUGGGCUGUGAAUGGAGUGUCCAAGUACAAUCCUAGCCCAGACCAAUCAGUUUCUGUCACUGUGACAACCAACCAAGCAGCACCGUCAUCCAUUGCUUUGGUCCAAGCUAAAGAAGUCACGAGAUACAGUGUGGCGCUGGCUUGGUUGGAACCAGAUCGGCCCAAUGGAGUAAUCUUGGAGUAUGAAGUCAAGUAUUAUGAGAAGGAUCAGAAUGAACGAAGUUAUCGUAUAGUUCGGACAGCUGCCAGGAACACGGAUAUCAAAGGCCUGAACCCUCUGACUUCCUAUGUGUUCCACGUGAGAGCCAGGACAGCAGCUGGCUAUGGAGACUUCAGCGAGCCCUUGGAGGUCACAACCAACACAGUGCCUUCCCGGAUCAUUGGAGAUGGGGCCAACUCCACUGUCCUUCUGGUCUCUGUCUCAGGCAGUGUGGUGCUAGUGGUCAUUCUCAUUGCAGCCUUUGUCAUCAGUCGGAGACGGAGUAAAUACAGUAAAGCCAAACAAGAAGCAGAUGAAGAGAAACAUUUGAAUCAAGGUGUUAGAACUUACGUGGAUCCCUUUACAUAUGAAGAUCCCAACCAAGCAGUUCGAGAAUUUGCCAAAGAAAUCGAUGCAUCCUGCAUUAAGAUUGAAAAAGUUAUAGGAGUUGGUGAAUUUGGCGAGGUAUGCAGUGGGCGUCUCAAAGUGCCUGGCAAGAGAGAGAUCUGUGUGGCCAUCAAGACCCUGAAAGCUGGUUACACAGACAAACAGAGGAGAGACUUUCUGAGUGAGGCCAGCAUCAUGGGACAGUUUGAUCACCCAAACAUCAUUCAUUUGGAAGGCGUCGUCACUAAAUGUAAACCAGUAAUGAUCAUAACCGAGUACAUGGAGAAUGGCUCCUUGGAUGCAUUCCUCAGGAAAAAUGAUGGCAGAUUUACAGUCAUUCAGCUGGUGGGCAUGCUUCGUGGUAUUGGGUCUGGGAUGAAGUAUUUAUCUGAUAUGAGCUAUGUACAUCGCGAUCUGGCUGCACGGAACAUCCUGGUAAAUAGCAACUUGGUCUGCAAAGUGUCUGAUUUUGGUAUGUCCCGAGUGCUUGAGGAUGACCCGGAAGCAGCUUAUACUACCAGGGGUGGCAAGAUUCCCAUCCGGUGGACUGCACCAGAAGCGAUUGCCUAUCGUAAAUUCACAUCAGCAAGUGAUGUAUGGAGCUAUGGAAUCGUUAUGUGGGAAGUGAUGUCGUACGGAGAGAGACCCUAUUGGGAUAUGUCCAAUCAAGACGUGAUUAAAGCCAUUGAGGAAGGCUACCGGCUCCCCCCUCCAAUGGACUGCCCAAUUGCACUCCACCAGCUGAUGCUAGACUGCUGGCAGAAGGAGAGAAGCGACAGGCCUAAAUUUGGGCAGAUUGUCAACAUGUUGGACAAACUCAUCCGCAACCCCAACAGCUUGAAGAGGACAGGAACGGAAAGCUCCAGACCCAACACUGCCUUGUUGGAUCCAAGUUCCCCUGAAUUCUCUGCCGUGGUAUCAGUGGGUGAUUGGCUCCAGGCCAUUAAAAUGGACCGGUAUAAGGAUAACUUCACAGCUGCUGGUUAUACCACACUAGAGGCUGUGGUGCACGUGAACCAGGAGUAAGUACUCAGCGAUGUAACACGAAAGGUGACCUGGCAAGAAUUGGCAUCACAGCCAUCACGCACCAGAAUAAGAUUUUGAGCAGUGUUCAGGCGAUGAGAACCCAAAUGCAGCAGAUGCACGGCAGAAUGGUUCCUGUCUGAGCCAGUACUGAAUAAACUCAAAACUCUUGAAAUUAGUUUACCUCAUCCAUGCACUUUAAUUGAAGAACUGCACUUUUUUUACUUCGUCUUCGCCCUCUGAAAUUAAAGGAAAAAAAAAAUCUGCAGCAUUGCUUGGUGUACAGAUUGCUGAAACUGCGGGGUUUACAGAAAUGACAGCCGGUCAUUUGAAUGAGACCUGGAACAAAUUGUUUCUCAGAAGUACUUCUGUUCAUCACCAGUCUGUAAAAUACAUGUACCUAUAGAAAUAGAACACUGCCUCCGAGUUUUGAUGCUGUAUUUGCUGCCAGACACUGAGCUUCUCUGAGACAUCCCUGAUCCUCUCUCCAUUUGGAAUUACAAUCGUAGUAUUUUGUUUGUGGCAUAAAUUACAGUCAUCUCUUUUUCACUGGAAUGACGACCAUGCCCAGGAGCAUUUUUGAAGGACUCAGUUGUGGCUUGUAGGGCUUGGUUCAUACCAUGGAAAAUAACCUAGUUGAAACCACCUGGCUCAUCAGUGUUGCCUCUUCUGUGCUCAGGCCACCUAGUGGAUUCCUAUGAUGUGGGGGGCUGGAAAGAAAUGGAAAGUGGAUUUAAAAAAAAAAAUUUAAAAACCCAAGCCCCAUAACCCCUAACUGGACAAAAUGAGGUUUCUGUUUCUUUGGGCCUGAGGCUGUGCCAUAUAAAGUCGUAUUUUGGGACUCUACAAACUUAUUGUAACUACCUUAUGGACAGUGGGCUGUGACAAUCUUGAAUGGGGAACUUUCACACUUUCUUUUUUUAAAGAAGCAACCCCAAAUCUGUAAGGGAAUAGAUUCUGCUAUCUUGGCCUCACAGCCCUUCCUGUUGAUUACAAAGCCUAUGGAAGAAAACAGAACACGCCUUCCUCGGUUCCGUCUAAAUGGGUUCCUUCUGCUUCUAUUACACCAGUUCUGGGGCAAAGGCACUGAUGAAACAACACUCAUACCUGAAAAGGAUAAAUGUGUGAUUUUUCAAAUCCCCUUUCCCAGUGAAAGAAACAGCAAACAUUUAAGAUUCAGCAUCUGUUCUCCAGUUGCACUGAAGAAUGUACUGUCUCGCAGCAGCAGCUCUGCAGAGCCCUUGCUCCCAAACUCUUGUGGUUUUAUUUAUAUGUAUUUUCCAUAUUUCAUUCCUGUACGUCACUGCUGCAUUGGUAUGGCAGCAAGUGACCAAAGGCUACAGGUUUUAUUAUGGACACCAGGUCAGGUGCCACCACACAAAACAAAGCCAGUUCUUAUGAGCUGCCUAUGAUAUGCAUUGCUGAAGUAACAUUUUACCCAGGGUGUGCCAUUGCAGUGAUAUAAAUAUAUUUUUUUCCUAGACUAAA